CCAGCCGUCACCAAGGUGGCAGCGUCCCUAGCAACGGCCCCCGCCACUAACCUUCCUCAGGUCAUAGCAGUUAUCUGCAGCUAAUAUCAUUGUGAUUCAGGUGACAGAGGAGACACAUGUCAAAACGUGAGGAAAAGAAGGAAGCUGGGGAAGAUGUUGAGCUUGAGGGGGCAGAGACCCUUCUGGCUCGCCUCCGUCGGCAGUAUCGCAUGAUGGAGAGGAACCGCCGUCAGUAUCAAGAUGAAGCCACAGUCCUGUUGGGCCGACAGAGGAAAAUCCUGGUGGACCUGCAGAAGGAAAAAUUGGAGCUGGAGAGCCUGCUGUCAGCCAUGGCCACAUCACAAAAUGAGAUUAAAGACCACAAGACUAUCACCACUCUGGCUGCCACCCUAGACCGUCAAGCCAAAUACUUGCAGCUUAUCGACAAGGAAAAGGAUAAGAUCAAGGAACUAGACACAAGCAUCACAGCAGCAGAGAGACGUGUGAGGGAGACCCGGAGACGAGUGCCCUCCGCCAGGCAGCUGGAGUCCCGCAGACUGGCCGCUCUCAGUGCAACCAAGGCACUACAGAACCGCAUUCAGCAGGCAACAGUGAGGCUGAAUGCAGUGCUGGCAGACAACCGUGUACUGAGAACAACUCUGGAGAACAUUCUGAAAGAAAGAGACAAGUUCAUGCUACAGGCCCAGCGAUUGGAGAAGCAGCUUGCGGACACUGUGAAGAGGAAGGGGGAUAUCAUGGACCAGGUCACGAAGGCAUACUCUGAGAGAGAUGAGGCACAGACCAAGAUGAGGGCACUGAAGGAAAGAGGAGAGAGGGAUGCACAACAGUACACCCAUGAGCUGAAGAAACUGCAACGGGCACUAGAUCACCAGAAUCACCUAAGGGCUUUCGUCGCCACCAUUUCUGCUGGAGAAGAUGACGAUGCCUCACAGCGACGAACAGAGGGUGAGAGUGGAGAGCCUCGGGGGCCGGAGCAGACACUAGCUACAUACCGGGCAUCCGUGUCUCACCUACGGGAGAUGAGUGGAGAGGGGUCAGUGGAAACCCUUGUCACCAACUACCUGCAGGCUGAGAAUGACAACUACACCCUUUUCACCUAUAUCUCUGACCUAAACAAUGAGGUAACGAGCCUGACAGCAGAAGUUCGUCGAAUUCGGCAACAGAUCGAAGAGACACGAGGAAAAGGAGCUGAGAAAGAGAGAGACUCACAACGCACUGUCUCUCAGCUGGAGUCGGAAGUAAGGAGUGCUGAGGAGGCUGUGGAUGCACUGGAGAGGGACCUGAGGCAGGCAGAGGACACCCUUACAGAGAUGAAAACUUCCACUCAAGAGCUCUUUGAUCUCCUGCAGUGUGAUGCCCAGCCCAUCAUUGCCAUUGUUGGUGGAGGGGAAAUCACAAGUGCCAGUGUGUCUGUAUACUUGUCGGUAGUGGAACAGCGGGUACAGGAACUUUUGCAGCUGCGUCAGUUCCUGCUGGCCGAGGACCAGCCUCAAGCCAAUGCCCUCGGGGAAGACACUGCCCAUGAUGAAGCUACAGAGGGCAGGUCUUCCUCUGCUUCAUCAGCAAAAGUGGUGGUUCCUCUUGGCAAGCCACAACUGCCACACACCGCCCAUACAAACGACGACGAAUACUCCAAUGGAGGCCCAUUCACUCAUGGCGACCUACUGGCAAACAUGCGCAAGUUCAUCCCAGACGAUGGCGACAACUGAGGAAUCUUGUUUGCUUGGGGGUCAUCACAAGAAUAAUAUUUUGCACAACCUAAUUCAAGGAAAUGUACUAUAAUAUUCAUAAUUACUGUAUGUAGUAUUGCCCUAUACCAGUAUGUAUAUGUGUAUUCAAAAGAACAGGGUAGUACAGUCCAGUAUGGAUACUAACUAUAGAUGCCUUAAUGUAUUAUAGUAAGCAAAUAUAGAUGCAAGACUUGAAUUAUGAUUUACUAGAUCAUUUUUAUGUUGAACAUUUAAUGUAGAACAAGCAACAACGAAGGAUACUUUGUCAAUUAUAUAAUGCAUAACCAGUAGGGAAAAUAUAAAUUAAAAUUUUUAAAAUAAAUUGAAAUGAUUCUUUAAUAGUAUUGCAUAAUUUGGGGAUUCUUUCCAACAGAUUACUGUUAUACUGUGCAGACGAUGAGUCACAAUAACGUGGCUGAAGUAUGUUGACCAGA
Molecule: messenger RNA, 2164 nt
Organism: Procambarus clarkii (red swamp crayfish)
Lineage: Eukaryota; Metazoa; Arthropoda; Malacostraca; Decapoda; Cambaridae
Product: coiled-coil domain-containing protein 63
Source: RefSeq, a predicted model, not a curated record